UAAGGAACGUUUAAAAAUCCUUUCCCCAUAUUAUUCAUUAUUAACGGCAGUGUUCACUUCACUCACAGCGUUAACGUCUCCGGCUCCUUCAUCGUCAUCUGCACCGAACGUCUUCACGUUCAUCCCUCCGCCGCCUCACCAACUACCGUUCCAUUACACGUUCAUUCCUCCGUCGAUUCCAACACUACAGUCAGUGUGGUGCUCCAAUCCUAAGUUGCAAACGUGUUACCGGAAAACACCAACGGCGCUGAGUUUAGUGUGCUACCGGAAAAUACCAACGGCGAGAAAUCAUAUAAACCAAACCCUAAUACCAUGAAGAGGAAAUCAUAUAAACCAAACCCUAAUACUAUGAAGAGGUGUAAACACGCCCCUCCUACUUCUUCCAACCUGAAAAGCUCUUUUGAUUUACAUUUGCAACAUAAUUUAUCAAAAGAGGAAAUUGACAACCAAAAGAAUUUGAAAUUCAGCUGGGAUGUACCAGUUAUUGGUGUCUCAAAUUGCAAAUGGAUAGGAACUGGAGAAAAUAUCUUGGAGGAUUUUGAUAUCAACUCCUGUCCUGGUCUGAAGACAAAGUUACAUGAGCAUUGGAUGGAAGUGUCCAAGACAUCUGGAGGCAAGGAUAUUAAUUCACCUAAACAGCAGAUGUUUUUCUCACUUUGCAGCAGCUACCGUGAUAUACUUCACUGUAACAAGAGACCAUUCUAUUUAAAAGGCCUUGAAGACAUAAGCAUCAUGGAUGCAUACAUAAUGCAUUCUCUAAAUCACGUCUUCAGAGCUAGAGAUUGUGUUAAAAAGAAUGAUGCUGAACUGUCUAGGCUUGAAGAGGGCGCUGAUAGUGAGAGAUUCCGAGAUCAAGGGUUUCUUCGUCCUAAGGUUUUAAUUUUGUUGCCAUUGGCAAGUAUUAUGCACCGUGUUGUAAAGAGGCUUAUACAACUUACACCUUCAGCUUACAAGGUCAAUGUUGAGCAUAUGGAUCGAUUUUCCACUAAAUUUGGAGCUGAAGAACAUAAAGGUGACAAGGAAAAUGGUGAAGAACCUGAAAAUGCAGACGCUCAGAAGUCAUCCAAACCGGACGACUUUCAAUUACUUUUUGAAGGCAAUAAUGAGGAUGACUUUAUGAUUGGCAUCAAAUUUACUAGGAAGACGAUCAAGUUGUUCAGUGAUUUCCAUACAUCUGACUUAAUUAUUGCUUCACCACUUUGUUUGGUUAAUAAAAUUGAAGAGACCGGAAGCAAUAAGGAAAAAGAUGUAGAUUUUCUUUCGUCUAUAGAGGUUCUCAUUAUUGAUCAUGCAGAUGUAAUAGCAAUGCAGAAUUGGUCUCAUGUGCAUACAGUUAUUGAACACUUGAACCGCUUACCAUCAAAGCAACCCAGAACAGAUGUUAUGCGCAUUAGACCAUGGUAUCUUGAUGAGCAUGCCAGAUUUUACAGGCAAACAAUAAUUCUGGGUUUUUUCUCGAAUCCAGAUAUAAACGCUUCAUUCAAUCAUCAAUGUUCUAAUUAUGAAGGGAAGGUGAAGUUGAUGUGUGAAUAUAAAGGUGUUCUACACAAAGUGCUCCCUAAAAUUCAACAGGUUUAUGUACGGUUUAAUAUAGACUCAAUAGUAGAGGCUGAUGACAACCGUUUUGAUUAUUUUGUGAAGAAGGUUUUCCCAAAAAUAAAAGAUUCUGAUGAGGGAGGGACCAUGCUAUUUAUCAGUUCUUACUUCGAAUUUAUUCGAAUCCGAAAUUUUUUAAAGUCGCAGGAUGCCUCCUUCUGUCUGCUUGGGGAAUAUUCAACCCAAAAGGAUAUUUCUCGUGCACGUCUUUGGUUCUUUGAAGGGAAAAGAAAAAUCAUGCUUUACACAGAGAGAUCUCAUUUUUACCACAGAUAUAAGAUUCGCGGGGUUAAGAAUUUAAUCAUGUAUUCUCUCCCAGAGAGGAAGGAGCUUUAUCCUGAGAUUGUAAAUGUGCUUGAUGGGUCUGAAAACACUGCGUGUACCGUUCUUUUUUCGCCCCUCGACAAGUUUCGGCUGGAAAGAAUAGUUGGAACUACGCCAGCGAAAACCAUGGUGGCUUCGGAGAAACCUGUUUUUGUUUUUUGCGAUUAGAUUUAUGCUGUACUCCAAGGUUGUAACAAUGCAAAGCAGCUUGCUUCUGAAAUUAAUAGGCUCUUGGAACUGAUUUCGACAAGAAGAUGUAGUCAAUUUGGUCUGCCAUUGGGAGUUUAUUUUUCUCCCUAUCCAUCUUGGUUUUAUUCAGUUUUAUGUAACUAUAGAAUUUUUUGUAUACGGAACAUGCAUGCAGAAGUAAUUUAAAAGCAAUAUUCAAAAUUGCCAGGGUCAACUUGGUCUUAGGUGAUUUUCUUCACAGAAUAGAUGCUAUAGGUUGGUGAUGAAAUAUUUAUUUCUAGAAAUUUAUUACUUUUUUAAUGAAUGUAAAAUGAAAUCAAUUGAUUGGUCUUUA
Molecule: messenger RNA, 2443 nt
Organism: Lathyrus oleraceus (garden pea)
Lineage: Eukaryota; Viridiplantae; Streptophyta; Magnoliopsida; Fabales; Fabaceae
Product: protein NUCLEOLAR FACTOR 1
Exons: 22
Coding region: 313-2088 (591 amino acids)
Biological process (GO): maturation of SSU-rRNA from tricistronic rRNA transcript (SSU-rRNA, 5.8S rRNA, LSU-rRNA)
Cellular component (GO): nucleolus; small-subunit processome
Molecular function (GO): U3 snoRNA binding; rRNA binding
Source: RefSeq, a predicted model, not a curated record